This is a messenger RNA of Rhodotorula toruloides NP11, 4578 nucleotides long. RefSeq names its product ATP-dependent RNA helicase. Bases 1 to 4578 code for a protein of 1525 amino acids. Gene Ontology annotation, cellular component: intracellular anatomical structure. Gene Ontology annotation, molecular function: RNA binding; ATP binding. The transcript has 17 exons. The record is from RefSeq and is a predicted model, not a curated record. NCBI's taxonomy places the organism in Eukaryota, Fungi, Basidiomycota, Microbotryomycetes, Sporidiobolales, Sporidiobolaceae.
AUGCCGCCCAAGAAGUCUGCAGCCAAGAAGAAGAAGGCGGCUUCGAACGCUCGAGGGUUCGCCACGGUAUCGGUUCCGAAGAAGAAGGAACCGGAGGAGGACGUCGCAGCUGCUCAGGCUGCGGCCGAGGGAGGCGAAGGAGGAGCCGUCAAUGAGGGUGGAGCAGAAGCGGGACAGGUUGACGGCGAGACUGCCGGAGGUGCCGGACGAGGCGAGGCGAACAGCUCGGCGGGCGAUGCGGGCGCCGCUGCAAAGCCGCAGGAUGGCUGGGACGACCCGGAGACGCUCGAGAAGAAAGAGUUGCAGGAGCUGGCGGAAAGGAUCAGGCCCGGUUGCGAUAAGGAGAUCAACAGGAUUGUCAAGGUCUUCGACUACGAGCGCAGGAUAGCUAAGACGAUGGCGGGCUACUUGUGGCAAGAGCAAGAUCUCCAACGCCGCAUCAUCGACCUUGCUCUCGCGGAGCGAGGCGACGAGUCGCCACAGCCGAUGUUCGACGCAGAAGACAAGGUCAUUGCCAAGGUCGCCACCCUCUACGGCAUCCUGGAGCAACUUGGCUUCAAGGCGGAGCGAGUUGAGCAGUGCUUGCGGUUUGUCAAGGCGCUCGAUCUCGAGGACUGCCUCGAAUGGAUGUUCCUGCACGCCAACUCGGACGAGCUCGCCUGCGAAGGUCCGGCUGCGCCUCCCGUACAACUACCCGACAGCUCGCCUCCGACCCCUCGCCCCGGUCACUCGCCCAAGUCGACGCCUGCUCGCAGUCCCGCAGUGGGCAAGACGCCUGCUUCGCCCUCACCUGCCGCCUCGAAGACGCCGGCGGACGGCCCUGACGAAGCUGCUGAGGCAUCGUCUCUGCGCGCUCGCAUCCUCGCGUACGGCGAAGAGCUCGACAAGGCUCUUUCGUCGAACGCAGACGGCGACGAGGUAGAAGGUGCCGAGGCCGAUGCGAACGUCAAGUACUCGAAGCUCAAGCUCCAGUUGUCGGAGAUCCAGCGGGCUCAAGCGACGCACAAGCGCGUGACGAAGGGCAAGGGCGACAGGAAGGGUGCGCAAGCGAUGAGCGACGAACAGGAGAAGGUGCUGGACGCACAGGGCGAGCUGCUCAAGGAGAAGAUCAAGACGGUCGAGAGCGACUACACUUUCCGCAAGACCGAUGCCGAGAAACUCUACCGCGAAGAGCGUACCAAGCUUGACGCUGCGCAACUCUCGGCUCGUCUGAGCGGGACGACCCUCGACAGCCCUUUCCCUAGCCUCGCCUUGCCGCCGACGCCAGCCUCGAAUGGCCUUGCGCCGAGCGCGGAGAUCAGCAGCUCGACAAGCUCCACUCCGGCCGGCAACGGCAGAACUUCCUCAUCUCCGCCUUCGCCCGGCAGAUCCACCGCUGAAAUGUCCGCCAACGACGACGAAGAAGGCGACUUCUUCGGCAACAUGCUCGACGAGAUGCCGACGGAGGAGACGACCGAGCAGGGGACGACCAUUCCCGUCCGCAACCUCUCGCUGCCGAAGCACUUUUCCGGCAAGACGCCCAAGGUCAGCCUCGAGGAAACUGUCCGCAAGCUCGACAAAGGCGCCUCGGUGUCGUUCAGCGUCAUCAGCCGCAGUCGUGCCGUUCGCGCGGCGGUGAAGGUGCGCUGGUCGGAGAACACGACAGGCAAGACCUUCACCUACAGGAUGGACGACAUCGCCUGCUGGGACGAGAAGCAGGCUUACAACUACAUCGCCACGCUCGCGCUCUUCGACAUCGCAACGGGUCCUCAGGGAUCGGGCCUCGCCGUCAACAAAGCGCUUCCCACCGUGUUCCGCGACCUGUGGGACGAGUUGGUCGCGCAGCGUCAAGCUGAGGACGAAGAGGACUACAGACGCCGCCUCAAGGUGUAUCGCGCCAUCGCUGAGCCAAGGUGCCAGGAGCCGCCAAGUCGAGACCAACGCGCCGCUCGCGCAGAGAAGGUAGUUGCCGAAGCGAACACCAUCGCCGGCCCGAAGGAGAUCACGGCCGAGCGAGCUGAGCAGAUCCAACACGAGAUCUACCAGCGUCAGAGCUGGCCGACCUACCAGGAGAUGCUUCGCCAACGUGCCAACUUGCCCAUCGCAGCGUACCGCUCGUCCAUCAUGACCGCGAUCGACGACUCGCAAUGCAUCGUUCUGUGCGGUGAGACUGGAUGCGGCAAGUCGACGCAAGUACCGUCAUUCAUCCUCGAGCACAAUAUGCGUCUCGGUCGCGAUGUCAAGGUGUACUGUACCGAGCCUCGCCGUAUCUCGGCCAUCUCCCUCGCACAGCGCGUUUCGCAGGAGCUCGGCGAGCCGCCCAACGCCUGCGGAUCUCGCAACUCGUACGUCGGCUACUCGAUCCGCCUCGACUCCGCUGUAUCGGCCUCUACACGGAUUGUCUACGCCACGACGGGUAUCGUCCUCCGCAUGCUCGAGGGAUCCGAGUCGCUGUCGGACGUCACGCACAUCAUCAUCGACGAGGUCCACGAGCGCUCGAUCGACUCGGAUUUCCUGCUCAUCGUCCUCCGCGAGAUCCUCAAGGUCCGCAAGGACCUCAAAGUCAUCCUCAUGUCCGCGACGGUCGAUGCCGAGAAGAUUGCCGACUACAUGGGCGGUUGUCCCGUCGUUCGCGUGCCGGGACGGACCUUCCCCGUCACGGCGUACUACCUUGAAGACGUCGUCGAGCUCACGAGGUAUCGUCUCGACCCGGAUACCGACUCGCCCUACGUUGCACGCAACAAGCGAGCUUACGGCGGGAAGCCUCGCAAGAUGGUCGAUGACGUCCCGCUCGACGACGAUGACGAGGACGAUGCUCCAGCCGAUGCGGACGAGGUCGCGCAGGCGCCCAUCUCGAAGCAAAGCCGCAUCACUCUCGAGUGCCUCGACCACCACGCCAUCAACUUCGAGCUCAUCCUCAUCCUCCUCGAAAACCUAUGCUUCUACAAGCCGGAACUCGUGCCCUUCUCGAGUGCCGUCCUGGUCUUCCUCCCGUCGCUCGAGUCGAUCCGUCGCCUCACCGACCUGCUCGAGGCGCACCCCGCCUUCGGCUCCAGCCAGUUCGUCAUCCUUCCUCUCCACUCGACCAUCUCGAACGAGAACCAGUCUCUCGUCUUCAACGUCCCGCGACCUGGCAUCCGCAAAAUUGUCGUCUCGACAAACAUCGCCGAGACGGGUGUCACGAUCCCCGACAUCACGGCCGUCAUCGAUUCGGGCAAGCAUCGCGAAAUGCGCUUCGACGAGAAGCGCCAGAUCAGCCGGCUCGUCGAGACGUUCGUCGCCCAGUCCAACGCCGCACAACGACGUGGACGCGCUGGUCGUGUCCGCGAGGGCGUGUGCUUCCACCUCUUCACCAAGCACGGUCACGACAACUACAUGCAAGAGCACCCGCAACCCGAGAUGAUGCGACUCUCGCUGCAAGACCUCGCGCUUCGCAUCAAGAUCAUGAAGAUCGGCAGCACAAGCAUCGAGGAGACGCUGCUCAACGCCCUCGACCCGCCGACGCCGCAGAACAUCCAGCGCGCCAUCUCCGCUCUCGUCGAAGUCAAGGCCCUGACAACGUCCGAGGAGAUCACGCCGCUCGGCCUGCACCUCGCCAAGCUGCCCAUGGAUGUCCACCUGGGCCUCUUCCUGAUCAUGUCUUGCAUCUUCGGCUGCCUUGACGCCGCACUCGUCAUCGCCGCUACCCUCAACAGUAAGAGCCCGUGGAUCACGCCGUUCGGUCGCGAAAGCGAGGCCGACGCCGUCAAGCGGAGCUUCAAGACGGAGAACUCGGACUUCCUGACGACUUACAAGGCGUACUGCUCGUGGCGCGAAGCUUGCGCCAACAACUACGAGCGCGAGUUCUGCCGCAAGAGCUUCCUCUCGCUCCAGAACCUGCAGCAGAUUGAAGAACUCCGCCAGCAGUUUUUCUCCUUCCUCGUUGACGCUGGUUUCGUCAACAUCACCAACGCCGAGCGCCGCGACCUCACCUCGACGCGGUACGGCAAGUCGCGUACUAAGUUCCUCCGCGUCCCUGCCGAGCUCGACACGGCCUCGCGUGACCCUCGAACCGUCAUGGCCUGCCUCGCCGCCUCGAUGUACCCGAAGCUGCUCGUCAUCGACCCGCAGAACGGCUCGCUUCGCACGCUCGCCAACUCGGCACCUGCGGCGAUUCACCCCUCGAGCGUCAACUUUGGCGCCGGUCGUCGCGUCGACUUUGGUCAGGGUACCCGCUUCGCCGCUUUCUUCCAGGCUAUGCACACGAAGAAGCUCUACGUGUGGGAGUCGGGCUCGGUCGACGAGCGGGCCGUCUACCUCCUCUGCGGCAAUGCAGACUUCCAGCUCCUCGCUCACUCGAUCUCGGUCGACCGCAAGAUCCGCACCCACUUCGAGGAUCCCAAGACGGCGAUUGCGGUCAAAGUCCUGCGCGAGAAGUGGAAGGAGCUCUUCAACAAGAAGAUGCGCGACCCGGCCGCCCCGCUCGACCCGGAGCACGAGCAGUGGCUCGCGCUGCUGCUCGAGGCGUUCAAGAGCCCGAAGAGGGAGGACGACGAGGAGAAGAAGCGGCAGAGGGCCGAGAAGAAGCCCGUCAAGCUGUCGCUGACGAGGAACGGCUAA